AUGGGAAUCAAAAGCGUAGCUAUUUAUUCAGAAGCAGAUAGAUAUAGCAAUCAUGUAAAUAUUGCAGAUCAAGCUGUUGCAAUUGGAGGCAGUUAUCCUUCGGAAAGUUAUUUAUCGAGUGAGAAAAUUCUGGAAGUGGCCCAACAGACUGGUGCUCAAGCCAUUAUUCCUGGUUACGGUUUCUUAUCAGAAAAUGUUAAUUUUGUUGAAUGUUGCGAGAAGCACGGAUUGGUCUUUAUUGGUCCUACUGCUGAACAGAUGAAACAGUUGGGGCUUAAACAUGCGGCUAGAAAAAUCGCAGAGGAUGCUGGGAUACCAAUAAUUCCUGGAACUGGUUUAUUAGCUAAUGUGGAUGAAGCCAUUUCUGAAUCAAAACGACUUGGUUAUCCACUAAUGUUAAAAAGUACAGGUGGAGGUGGUGGUAUUGGACUGGUACAUUGUGAAAAUGAAGAGGAAUUGAUUUCUGCAUUUGAAUCCACUCGAAGACUAGUAAAGAACUUUUUUAAAGAAAAUGAAGUAUUUUUAGAACGUUAUGUGAAAGAUGGACGACAUAUUGAAGUGCAAAUCAUCGGUGACGGUCUUGGAAAUGUUUUAGCAUUAGGCGAGCGUGAUUGUUCUCUUCAACGCAGACAUCAAAAAGUUGUAGAAGAAACGCCGGCACCGAAUUUACAAUCGACGACUAGAGAAAAAAUGUUAAAUGCAGCGGUAAAACUCGCCAAAUUUGCUAAGUAUCGGUCGGUCGGAACAGUAGAGUUUCUUUACGACUCUUCAAAUGAUCAAUUUUAUUUUCUCGAAGUCAAUACCCGUUUACAAGUAGAACAUGCGAUAACAGAAAUGGUUACAGGCGUUGAUUUAGUAGAAUGGAUGAUAUUGGUUGCAUGUGAUAAAUGGCGAAUGCCAAGAGAACCAAUUAUUUCAAAAGGGGCUUCCAUUGAAGUUCGACUGUAUGCUGAAAAUCCAAUAAAAAAAUUUCAACCGUCGGCAGGAAUAUUAACAGAAGUCAGAUUUCCGGAUAAUAUUCGUGUAGACACCUGGGUAGAAACUGGAACAGAAAUUUCUACAUAUUAUGAUCCGAUGUUAGCCAAACUUAUCGUAUAUGGAACCGAUAGGGAUGAUGCUCUUACCAAACUUCACGUAGCACUCGAUAAUACAAGUGUAGCCGGAAUUGUCACAAAUCUUGAUUAUUUACGUGCAAUUACUAAAGCAUCAUUUUUUCGAACUGGCAAAGUUACUACCGACAUCUUAUCAACAUUUAGCUAUUCAUCAACAAUCAUCGAAGUAAUAAAGCCUGGUAAUUACACCACGGUUCAAGAUUAUCCGGGACGAAUCGGUUAUUGGGACGUUGGCGUUCCACCUUCGGGACCAAUGGAUCAUUAUGCUUUUCGAAUUGCGAACAGAAUAGUUGGCAAUUCUCCUCUCGCAGCAGCAUUGGAAUUUACUCUCAUCGGUCCAAAACUACGGUUUUACAGCAAAACAAUUAUUGGAAUUACCGGCCCAAAUUCUCACGCAACAUUGGAUGGAAUAGCGAUUAAACCUUGGAUACCAGUCGAGGUUUCACCAGGACAAAUCUUAGAAUUCGGCAAUGUAGAAACCGGUUGUAGAGGAUAUUUGGCUGUUCGCAAUGGAUUAGAUGUCCCUCUGUAUUUGGGAAGCCGAUCGACAUUUGUAAUGGGACAGUUUGGCGGACAUGCCGGUAGGCAGUUGUGCGCUUCGGAUAUGAUUGCAAUCAGUCAACCAGACCUUGCUGCUUGCACCACUCCACCACCGUUGUUCGAUCCAUUACCCACACCACUACCACUAAUUCCGACUUAUUCUGAUCACUGGGAAAUUGGUGUUCUAUAUGGUCCGCAUGGUGCACCCGACUUUUUUCAACAAACCUAUAUCAAUACCUUUUUUACUACUGACUGGAAGGUUCAUUACCAUUCUGAUCGUGUUGGUAUACGACUCAUGGGCCCAAAACCAAUUUGGACACGAUCUGACGGUGGUGAAGGCGGUUUACAUCCAUCCAAUAUUCAUGAUUGUGAAUAUGCCAUCGGAACAAUUAAUUUUACGGGAGAUACACCUAUUAUUCUUGCUCUUGAUGGUCCGAGCCUUGGCGGUUUUGUUUGUCCGGCUACUAUUAUACAAGCAGAAAUUUGGAAAAUAGGUCAGCUUAAGUCUGGUGACAAAGUCCGGUUUCGAUGCUUAAAUUUUAAUACAGCUUUAAAUUUGGAAAUGGCUAUGGAUCGCGCUAUUGAAAACUUUGAAGAUAAAAUUGAAGCUCAAGAGAGUCCAUUAUCAUCGUACACCAAUUCAGAAUGUAUAUUAGCUAAAUUACCGUCAGCAAUAACAUGUCCUGAAGUUGUUUACCGUCAAGCAGGAGAUAAGUAUAUAUUAAUCGAAUAUGGUCCUAAUGUAUUAGAUUUUAAACUUAGAUUACGAGUUCAUAGCUUAAUGGAAGCAUUAAACAAAAAUACUAUAUCUGGAAUUAUUGAACUCUCACCAGGCGUUCGUUCUCUUCAAAUUCAUUAUGAUGGAAGAACAAUUCAUCAGAAAGAGUUGGUACAAAUUUUACUAAAGAUUGAAGCUGAAUUACCUUCAGUAGAGCAAAUAGUUGUUCCAAGUAGAAUUGUCCAUAUGCCAUUAGCUUUUGAAGAUAAAGGUUCGUACGAGGCAAUUAAUCGUUAUCGGUCAUCGGUUCGGAAUACAGCUCCUUGGUUACCGAGUAAUAUCGAAUUUAUUCGUCGGAUAAAUGGAUUGAAGGAUCAGAAUGAUGUUAAAAAAAUAGUAUUUGAAACAAGUUAUAUUGUUUUCGGAUUGGGUGAUGUGUA
Didymodactylos carnosus is the source of this 2810-nucleotide messenger RNA. NCBI's taxonomy places the organism in Eukaryota, Metazoa, Rotifera, Eurotatoria, Philodinida, Philodinidae. The record is from the annotation of a GenBank genome assembly.